CGGAGACAGCGCCGUCUGGAUACACAGGUCUUCCGCGCGUGUAAACGCUAGGCUGUACGCCGAGGCGGAAACAUGUCUGCAGCGAAAACCCGCGCCGACGUUUGCACGACAACCAGCAAGUUGUUGCAGGCUGCGGUAUUGCUUCUGUGGGUGCUAUGGAUAAUUUUCGGCUACCGCAGCAACCUGAUUCUGCGACAUGCUGAACGUAAACACGUUGAAGUUGUGCCCCCGGAAGCGUGGACAACGGCGCCAGAAUUUAAUGAAAGCGUAGAAAGCGCCACCAUGAAAGCAGAGAAAACAAGGACUACCAUGCCUGCGUCAAAGCAAAUGCUGAAGUACCCGAAAAUUCGAGGGCAGGAGAGCUCGAGUGCAGCUGGAAAAUUCACUGCUGCCUACAGGUCAUGCGUAAAUACAAGAAAUGACAGCCUGCAGCUGCAAGUAUCACUGCAAAGAAUACUUCGCGAGCUGGGUUUUCAGGAUUGGCCAAAGACAAGCAAGGAUUCCCCUGGAGAAAGCCAUGAGACCAUCGACGAUACUUUGAAGAAAAUGGGCCUACGAACUUUCUUCGACUACUACGUCCAACCGCAAUCGAAGCACCCAGCCAGCAAACCCACCAUUAUAAUCACAAAGCGGACCAAUUUCUUUUUCGUUUCUAGCGCAUCCACUGAAAAGAAUUUGUUUUCCGAAAUCCCAAAUUCCAAGAAAGCUGGUCGGGCAGUAUCAACGUCUGAAAACAUCACGGCAGAACAGUACGAACGCUACAAAGACUUCAUUGCCGAAACAAUCAGGCUAAUAAGGGCCAAUGUGACGGAGGAGGAAAGCGCGCUGAUUGCGGGCGACAUUUUGACUUUCGAACAGAAAGUUGCUAAGAUUUCCGAUGGAGCUAACUUAAAAAGAAUCGAAAUAAACGCAACAUCCGUGGGCACCGAAGCCUCUUCAGCUAAUUUUACAUUACGGACAAUGCUUCAAAAAGAACUUGGCGUCAUCAACGCCACCUUAGACGAUGGUAUUCGUAUCAUAUUGGAAUAUCCUGACUAUUAUACAGGCUUGCGGAAGUUCAUGAGCACUGUGAACAACACGAAUGUUGUCAAGAACUACGUCAUCUGGACUUACCUUCGGUCAUUGGCUGAGGCUGAAGGGACUGCCCCACACGACCUGUACUUGACGUAUAAAUUGAAUGCAACCAACACGGCACGCUCAUCUGCGAGCCAUCACGUCGCCGCUUCCUGCAUCAAACAACUACUCAAGCCGGACGCCAUGCUCAGUGCGGGGGCGAGCUUGUACAUUAAGCAUAGUUUCAACAAGUACGACAGGAAUAACGUGCAGAAAAUGAUGCACUUCGUCAAGGCAUCAUUCGGAAAGAUCAUCGCUGAAAACAAGUGGAUGACGGUUUCUAUGAAGACCAAGGCUGCGCAGAGACUGGCCAAAAUGGAAACGGUGAUUGGUUAUCCUGACUGGAUGCUAGACAACCUGGCAGUGAACGAGCUCUAUAAAUUUGUUCCAUUGCUCAGUGAAAAUUCAUCGUUUGCUGAGUACAUAUUCUGGAUUGAAGAAAACCAUCGCUACCAGGAGCUUCUAAAACUCGGGUCACAAUACAAAGAAAAAGAGUUUUCCGCCGUCGCCUUCUUUCCUCAUCCCUACUACAUAGAACGCAGCGAUACCCUCGUUCUGCCAGCGGCAGUGAUUGUGCCACACUAUAGGAGACCGCCAGUGCCGAGGGCUUUGAACUUUGGAACUAUUGGAGCACUCGCCUCAAUGCUGAUGGUUAAUGCUAUUGACAGAUUUGACACAAUCCGGACCACCGACUACAAAGGGGGAUUCGGCGGUAAAAUAGUCACGAAAGAGUUCUGGGAUGAGGAUACUAAGCGAUGGUUCUGUCAAUAUUCCGAUUGUCUGAAGAACGAGGAGUGCAAUGACAGUAAGAAAUAUGUCAAGGCUCAUGGUGAAGCCCACUUGAAUGACUACGUCGGACUGCGGAUGUCGUUUAUGGCAUUAAAAGGCAGUGUUGGAAAUUACACGAAGCCAUACUUGCUUCCUGGAGGCAACUUUGACACGGAGGACAAAAUAUUUUUUCUCUCAUUCGGCAACCUUUUCUGUCCAUUCGGCAUCACAAAGGCCUUUCCAACCGGUAGGUCUGAUGAACCGAUAAGGUCCCAACGAAGACGAAGUUACAGGGCAAGGCUGAACAGCGCCGUGGACGGAUACUACGGCUUCCAGAAGGCUUUCAGAUGCAAAGGAACGGUGGACAUGUGCAAACUAUUCCCUCAAACCGUUGACAACCUAAACAGCGAAUAGUUCUCUGUUUCCCUUUUACUUCAUGCAAUUUACGCAUUAUUCGUCAUCUCCUACCACUCCUACGUCCACAAUAUUGAACUACAUGCCGACCCGGAAUGGCAAGACCAUGUACUCGUAUUUAUUACAUAAAUAAAAUUGUAGCCGUA
Molecule: messenger RNA, 2441 nt
Organism: Dermacentor andersoni
Lineage: Eukaryota; Metazoa; Arthropoda; Arachnida; Ixodida; Ixodidae
Product: neprilysin-2-like
Biological process (GO): protein processing
Cellular component (GO): plasma membrane
Molecular function (GO): metalloendopeptidase activity
Source: RefSeq, a predicted model, not a curated record